Molecule: messenger RNA, 10433 nt
Organism: Cavia porcellus (domestic guinea pig)
Lineage: Eukaryota; Metazoa; Chordata; Mammalia; Rodentia; Caviidae
Gene: Tnfrsf13c
Product: TNF receptor superfamily member 13C
Exons: 3
Coding region: 6598-7206 (202 amino acids)
Biological process (GO): T cell costimulation; tumor necrosis factor-mediated signaling pathway; B cell costimulation
Cellular component (GO): external side of plasma membrane
Molecular function (GO): signaling receptor activity
Source: RefSeq, a predicted model, not a curated record
GGUACACCAUGACUGCUGCCUACUGCGUCUGCUCAGUACCCGUGGGAGGGCUGGGGUGAGGAUCUUGGAACCCUGUCAUCCAGAUCAAAGCCUCGGCACCCACCACAGGGAGAGAGGACACCCACAGCUUGGGGCUGCAGGGUGGCCUGGCAAAAGGGACCUCCCAGGGAGAGCCGGGUGCUUCCUGCUCUCAGCGCCAGGCCAGCCCUGCUUAACACCCUGGCAGCACACCCUGGCUCUGGUGUCACCAAUGUCACCAGUGCACAGGGUCCUGCUCUCUGGAGGACAGGCCAGCUUCUAACCCUUGCCAGUGCUGGAAGGGUCAGACCUGUCCCAGUCGCAUGUGUGAAGCAAGGCCUUGUUCAUACCUGGCUGGCUCCGAGGUAGCCCCUGGGCCCCACUGAGGACCUCAGCUGUGUGGAUUCCGGUUGAGGCCCCAUGUGUCACCUGACAUUUGCAGGCAUAUCACGCUCCACCGAGCUCUUCUCACACGGCAACCGCUCCCUCACCCCCCAGCAGACCUGUGAGGUCACUGAUGUUUCUCCAUUUCACAGUUCGUGAAACUGAGACUGUUGUCAUCGGGAUGUGGCUGCUAUCACACAGCCAGGUGCAGCAGAGCCAGCCCGGUGAUCCUGUGUGUCUUUUGGCCGGUGUUGUGGCUUCUCUGCUGGGCAUGCCUGAGCUGGGGACACGAGAGGUGGGACAGGGUCCCUCCAGGAGGUGGCCUGCUUUAGAGGGCCUGGGGACACAUUGCCCUCAGCUCCCUCAGUGUCCAGGGCUCUAAAGGGGGCUGUGCAGGGCUCUGGGCUGGGCUAGGUCUUCAGGGACUGCUGGGGAGGGCGCCGUGUGGACACAGCCUGCUCCCUCUCCUGGACAGGUUACCUGUCCUACAGACAGGAGCCUUCCCACAACCCUGCCCCUGCCCCCAACCAGCAUGGGGUGCACCUCUCACCCCAGGUCCCUGUACCAUAUUUUCUUUGCCACCUGGUGCCAUUUAACAAGAGAAUUGGCAUCACACUCUCCAGCGAGGACCUGGGAGCCUUCCAAGUGCUGGGGAAACGCGACUUGUUACUGCUGCCAGCUUCCUGCCGAGCUUGGCAGGUCCUGGAACCAAGAGACCGCCUCAGGAUGGGGGUGGCCUGCCCCUGCCUCCCAGUAGGACCGAGUAAAUGUACAUGACAGCCUUCAGACCUGCUGUCCCCAGAAGGCCAGGGAUGGACAGACAGGGAGUGGUUGCUUCCCAUCACCUGGAGGCCCAUGGCAAUGUCCUGGAGGAGUCAGGGAGGUAAUGGGUCCAUCCUGGUGCCCAGUAUAUGCCUGGAGUGGCACCUGGGGCUCCAGUGGGAAGAACAGGAAGCUGGCAUGGCUGUAGCAGGACAGCCUGGCCUCAGGGAAGCUGCUCGCUUCUAUGGAAUGGGUCUCGCUGACUGAAGGCCGAUUUUUGUUUUCUUGGUUAUUUGAUAAGGUCUCUGUGUCAUUCAGGCUGGCCUCAAACUCGUAGUGAUCCUCCUGCCUCAGUUUACCUGGUGCUGAGAUUAUAGGUGUGUACUGCCAAGCCCAGCCCUGACGUGGUUUCUCAGAGUGGGCAAGGACCCCACGCUGCAGGAUAGAAUGUGUGGCAGCCUGAGGGCCCCCUCAUGGGUGAUGCUCCCUCUGCUGGGCUUGGAAGCCACAGGAACCCCUGGCUUUCAUGAACCUGGCUUUCAUGGCCCUGUGGUCUGGGUACGAUGUCUGAGAAUCUGGCAGGCUUUGCUUAAGGGCACAGGUUUGUUUGCCUCCUUAAGCCAUCUCCUUGCGGUGAGCUGAAGCCCUCCCAGUGAACUCCCAUCCUUGCAGUGAGGAGGGCGCCCUGCAGGCUGGCACUGGGGCUCUGCUGUCUUGGCAGGCGCUGGCACCUGGCCACAGAGGAAGUGGUACUGGGAAAGGAGCUAGCCCGGGAGUCCCACAGUGACCUGGGCCGGUCACUUCCCCCCAAACCCCACCUGCUGUACCUGGACCCCCAGGGGCUGAGAAUCAAAAGAGCCUGACCUCAGGCUGCCCGGUAUCCACCCUCCCAGGACAGUCGCCUGGCAGGCUGGCCAGCUCGGGUGCAGUACACCCUGCCCAGCCCCAGGACAGCCCUGUGCCCUGUCUCCAGCACACAGGCUUCCAGGCCCCCUGGCAGGGCUCACCUUGUCUGGGGCACGAGCUGCUAUAACCCUGUCCCUCCAACCUCCCCAGGCCAGAAGGGGUGAAGAGGGACAGUGAGGUAGCCCAGCCCUGUGAUCCCGCCUCGGUGUGACCCAGGCAUUGUGGACCAGCUCCAUGAGGGACAAUGAAUGGCCCGUCCUCAGCACUCAAUGUCUGCACAGGAGCCAGCUCUCAGGACAAGGAGGUGCCAGAGCGCACCUCACCCCUGCCCGCUAAAUCCUGUCCUGCUUGGGUUUUGUUUCUGUUUCUCUCUUGCUGCCCAGAACCUAACCACUUGGGGGGCUCACUUAGCAUUCAGUAGGUGCUGAGGCGUCUGCCCAUGGGCUCAGCUGUGCCGCAGGAAGAACCAGCGGCUCCUUGUCCCUCCUAUGUGGUGCCGCUGGGGGACAGGGCCCUGUGGAGUUUCCUGCUCCAGCCUCCAUCCUACCACCUGGCCUCAGCCUCCUCCAGCCACACACCACUGCAUGGCCCCUGGAGGUGGGGACCCCAGCCCACAGGGACAGCCAUGUCCCCCUCCCCAGGGCCGUGCUCUGAGAAUGGCUGCCCAGCUGGGAACCUGCGGGGCCGGAGAAUGUGCGUGUGCACACGUGUGGACAGCGCAGAUCCAUGUGAUCUGGCCUUCCUGGCAGUCAGGGCUGAGGCCAGGGUUUCCCGCUUAGGCCUCACAGUGUGCAUGCGCCCUGCCACUCCUGCCACCCUCAGGUCCGAAACCCAAAGUAAUACUGGAGCUGGGCAAAGGAGUCCCCAGGGAUCACCCCAUGCCAAAACGCCAGCCCAUCUCUGUCAAGGCCUCCAUAUGUUGCCCCCGGAUUACAAAGGCACAAACCUGCCACCGAGGCUCCCUGCGGGCCUGGGCACCGCCCCUUCCUCCCAGCUUCUGGGCUUUUCAUGAGAACCCGCUCAGCCAUCGCUGCCCUAAUUAUGACUGCGACUCAUUGUGAAGCUUGGAGCGCGUCCCGGGUGUCGGCGCAGUUUCACAUCCAGUCAGGGGGCUGGGCCUCUGCCCUCCGGGGACUGCACCCCCAACAAGGCUCGUCCCACAGCGCAGCGGCCCCACUGCCCUUCCCUGUCUCCAGACGUGGGCACUCUAUCUGCUGGGUCAUUCUGGGAAAGCCCUUCACCCCCCAAAGCCUGUUUCUUCAUCUCACUUCGUUUUGGGGGGAUUUUAGAGGGCAAAGAUGAAAGGCAGUGUCCUCCCUGACGAACCCCAACUGAAUCAUCUGGUAAAAGAAAGUAUUCAGUGAAUGAAAAGAACAUGGGACGGAUUAAAGUAGAAGAGUUUCACCGUAAGGUCCCUUCCGAUUCAGGAAUGCACUGAGGUCACGUGUCAGCAUUUGAAGUAAACACUACAGGGCUGGGCAUGGCGCAUGCCAGCUCCUCUGGAGGCUGAGGCAGGAGGAUCACUGGAGCACAGGCGCUGUACUUAACAGUUCUUUAACAGAACAAAGAAAAAGUUACACUGAUUUUAGAAACUUUAACUUUCCUCCCUUGAGCAACUCUCAAAGUGACCCGUAAGAGCUCCCGGGUUGGUAGACACAUGGAGGACUUGGGAGGGAGGCCCAGGGUGACACUCACCCAGAGAAGAUGUAGAAAGCAUUCCCUCCCUAAAUGUCCUCUGGCUGUACCUGAGUUGUAUCCUUUACGAUAAGCAGAUAUUUAUGUCCAAGACUUGAAUGAAGAAAGUAAUAAAGUUGUUUGCACACCUGCAAUCCCAGCUACUCGGGAGACUGAGGCAGGAUUGCAAGUUCAAGGCCAGCCUGAGCAACACAGUGAGACCCUGUUACAAAAUUAAAAACAGCUAGGCAGGUAGCUCAGUGGUAGAGCACUUGACUAGCAUGCAGGAACUAUGGGUUCAAUCCUGAAAACAAAAUUAACAAGCUUGAUGUAAGACCAGUACUGUGGCACAUGCUGGUAAUCCCAGCACUUGGGAGGCUGAAGCAGAAGGAGCUCAAAUUCUAGGCCAGCCUGAAACUGGGCUAGCAAGACCGUGUCUCAGAAAGAGGGCAGGGGAGCUAUGAAAAGGAAUAUAUUCACGUGUAACCUAACAUUUCCCACGUUGGUGAAAUUUCUGUUUUUAAUCACUAAGUCAUCCAAAGAUUCAAGGCUUGCCAUAGCCCCAGGCCCUACUUAGAGGCCCAAGUGAAGAGAUUCAGCUGGGGUCAGCCGGAUCCCACAGGCCUUUUGCUGUUCCCACUUGGUCCCUGGCACUUGGCUCUGCGCAGACUCAUAGAACGUACCCAGUAAAUGUGAGUCAGGUGACAGCUCUGUCCCUCCCUGUCCGAGGUGAGGAGCUGUGGGUGACAGCUCCCCUCUUGAAUGGGGCCUGAGAGGCUGGAGGUGGCAGGCAGCCUUGGUGCAGCCUGCCGGGCUGCCCUCUCCCAGGGCCGGGUCUCCCACUGCUGGGGUCCCUCUAGCCUCAGCUUGCUCAGCCUGGUCCAACAUAAGGGCCUCACGGGACACCUGCUGUGUAAGGCUCUGUCCCUAAGGAGUGCAGGGAGGAACGGCGGCGACAGAGAUGGGUGUGGGUGGUGGCCCAUCAUCCUCUGUCCCAGAAGGGCCAUCCUUGCCCUGCACCCCUGCCUCAGCCCCCCACCCCCUCACGCCCACACGCACCUCCCCGCCACUUCUCCUUUGCAGCCGCCCUGCCGCCUACACCUUCCUGCCGGGGCGCUGGACCAUGGGCAGCGGGUGGGGGGGCAGUGCCUGGCCUGCAGCAUGGCCCCGGGGGGCUGCAGGAGUCCUAGGUCUCUCCAGCCAGAGCCCCCAGGAUUGGCCGUGCUCCUCUACUCGAGUCCGCUGCCACACCUUUGUCCCUUGCCCAGGCCAUGGCACCUGGCCUCUGGCCUCUGGCCGCUCCAUCCACCUCCAGUUUGUGGCAGCCAGGGAGGGCCUCAACUCGCUCUGCACUGCCAGGCCAGUCCUCCGCAGCCUGGGUGCUGCCCACGCACUCAUUGCCACCCCAGGGCUCCCGAUGUCGUCACGCCUGCCUGGCACCCUACCUUGGGCAUCCACUGUGGGUGUCCCUCGUCCCCAAGCUCCUAAAUAGUUGUUUCUCCCCCCCGCACUGUGCCCCCACCGCUGAGUGCUGGGGGAGGGGAGAUUGCUUCUUGCCCUGAGGGAGGGAGACUGUGUUGGACAGGGUGAGGAGACAAGGUGGGGACACACACAGCCCUGGGACAUGGAGUUGCAGGGCCAUAGGUUCCUCGCUUCUCUGGAUCUUACACCCUAACGGGACACUCCCUGCCCCAAGCCCUGCGUGGCGCCUCCGGGUCCUCCAGCCCGUCUGACAACGCUCCACUCACUCAUGCUGCCUGUGCUCUCCUGGCCUUCCCGGCUGGGCCCCGGGGCCUUGGGGGGUGCUCAUCAUCUCCCCUGACCAGCUCAUCUGCACCUCCCUCCCUCAAGCCUUCCUGUGUCCCCUGUGGGGACUGUACAGGAAGCCCCUGACUCUGUGCCUGCAGGAGGCUCCUGGCUGUCCACUCCCACUGCUGCCAGAGGGGACAGGGAGGAGGUCAGGGGACCAAGGGAGGGAGUGUGGCACCCAGGGGGAAGGAGACGAGACUGGGGCAGGUGAGGCACCUUCUGCCUCCCUCCCCGCUCCAUCACAGUGCAGGGGACUCUACGCAGGCCGGGUCGUCACUUUGGAGCCAUGGCAGUGGUCGUGGCAGUGGUGGUGUUGACAUCAUUUUUGGUGGAUUAAACCCAGGCCCUUCACACUGAACUCCAUCCCUGGCCCUUUAUUUUUUAGUUUGAGACAAGGGCUAAGUCACUGUUGCCAGGUUGGGCUCAAACUUACAAUGAUCUUCCUGUCUCAGCCUUCCAGAAUGGUGAAAUUGCCCUGCCACGGCCAGUCUGGGGAGUUCUUUGUCUCACUAUGCAGCCCAGAGUGGCCUUGCGCUUGUGGCAAUCCUCCUGCCUCCGUCCCUCACAUGCUGAGAUUGCAGACAUGCACCACCAGGCCUGGGUUGUUUUUUGUGUUUCUUUUUUGAUUCUUUGGCUUUUUGUUGUUGCUGAGAUGUUUGAUGUCCUGGACCAGCUCUGUACCAGCUUUGGGGAGGGCAGAGAAGGAGGGGGAGGGGCUGGCCACAAGUGACCCUAGUGAAGCACAGCAGGGUCCAUUCUGAGGUCUGUGUCCCCCAGGGUCUGGGGACCAGAGCAGAGCUCCUGUCUGACCCCCAGUGCAGCCCAGUGCCAGGCGGAGCGCCCAUCCAGCUGGCGUCUGGGGGUGACGGUUGAGUGGUUGGAUGGGGGAACCACAAAUGAAAGAGAAGGUCUGGGGUGCAGGGCCUGGUGGCGCUGGUCCUACCCCAGCAGUCCCUCCCAGCGGACAGGGCGGGGCCUCUGGGUUUCCUCUCCUCUCACGCAGCUGGAGACUCAGAACCCAGCUGUGUGAGACACUGGAGCACCAUGGGGCCGGGGAGCAGGAGCCUGAAGGGCAUGAGCGGGCCAGCGCCCACGCGCUGUGUCCAGACCGAGUGCUUUGACCACCUGGUCCGUCACUGUGUGUCCUGCAGGCUGCUCCGCACACCAGAGCCCAGAGCUGCCUCACCUCCCAUCAGCCCUCGGUCAUUCCUCCCCUCCACCCACCAGCCUUCCUCCCUGUCCCCUCCGCCAGCAGCAGGGGCCAGCAGCCAGGCACCCGGGACGGUGCUGCAGCCGCAAGAGUCGGUGGGCGCUGGGACCCCCGAGGCCAUGCUGCCCAUGCCUGGACUGCUCUUUGGGGCCCCUGUGCUGCUGGGCCUGGCACUGCUCCUGGCCCUAGUUCUGGUGGCCCUGGUGAGCUGGAAGUGGCGGCAGCGCAGGACUCAGGAGGCACUAGAAAAAAGCCAGGAUGAGCCACUGGACAGCGUCUACAUCCUCUCCUCGGGAACCCCUGAUGCCUCUGCUCCCGACUGGCCUACACCCAGAGAAGACCCGGCCACCACCCCAUCUAGCCACAGUGUCCCCGUUCCCGCCACAGAGCUGGGCUCCACUGAGUUGGUCACCACCAAGACAGCUGGCCCCGAGCAGCAGUAGCCCAGAGGGAACAGGAGAGGACCUUGUCCUGCUUCCAGGCUUCGACCCAGGGCCUGGAAACGAUUGGGACCCUCACCUAGGGCCAGCGGCCCUUUGCCUGGGACCCGGGCUGCCUUGUGCAGCCAGCCAGAGCGGCUCGCUGUCAGCACCAGAUUUGGAUCCUACAACCUCACAGAUCACACAGGGCUCCCGCAGCCCAGAGUGCUUGGGUUUGGACGCGGUUGAGUGUGUGCCCCAGAGCUUCGCGUAUCCAGAGCAUCCCCAUUGCGAGGUAUUAAAAGGGUGAAAACCUGAGCAGACUGCAGUGUUCAGAGGUGGGUGACAAGGACGAUGGCUGUGACUGCACACGGGUGGCUUCAUCAGGAGAGAGACCAGGAGAGACCGCGCCACCUGGAGACUCAGCCAGCAAGGUCGUCACUGGAGGUGGACUCUCGGACCUCUGCAACUGUGAGCACCACAAACAAAGUGACAGCCAGGGCUGUCAGCUCAACUACUCGGGAGGCUGAGGCAGGAAGCUCAUGAGUUCCAGUCCUGUGAAACAAAAUUAAAAGAGGUACGAUGCAGCUCAGACGUAGCGCACAACUAGAUUUGCUUCCUAGCACUGCAAAAAGAGAGACCGAGGUCUUUUCUUUAUAAAGUUACCAGAGUCAGAGAGUUUGUUGUAGUAACACAGCAGACUAACACAGGGACUGACUGAGAGACUUUUCUUUUACAGUAGGGACAGCACCAUAAAGCCACAAUGAAUCUGAAAAGCCACGUGGGAGGACACUUAAUUUGUACUUCAGUGUUACAGCUUUUUAAUCCUUGCUGUCAGAGCUGUUCUGCUUUUAAACUUAUGCAAGUAGCAGCCAUGAGUAACCAGCUGAUGGUUUCACUUUAGGAUUUAGUGCACCAAUAUUUUUAGUUGGCUUUUUUUUUUAUAUUUGUUUUAUUUUAUUUUUGUGGUCCUGGGGAUCAAACCCAGGGCUUCAUGCAUGCCAGGCAAGCACUGUACCUCUGAGCUGAGGCCCCAACCUCUUAAUAAUCUUGUAGCAAUAACUAGGAAAAGCUAGCCAUGGGAGUGCAUGCCUGUAAACCCAGCACUAGGGAGGCUGAGGCAGGAGGAUUGUAAGUUCAGUGCCAGCUUGGCUGACAUAGUGGGACCCUGUCUCAGCCCCCCACCCACCCACCCACCCAUUAUAACCAGCAUGAAAGAAACAAGGCUGUGCAGGGUUGCUGACUCAGGUGUCUGCAUCCCUGGGGCAACUCUGGGCUCAUCCCAAUCUGCCAGGACUAAAAUGAUGUUUCUAUCUUGGUGGUCACUUUCAGAGCCACAACCUGCACAGGCUCUAGGACUGGACUCCAGACUCAAACAGAAGGGGUAUCCUGACAGGAAGCAACCCCAGAGAUUGCCUGGGAAAAGCCAGGCAUGGGGGUGCAUGGCUAGAUUCACAGGACUUGGGAGGCUGAGGCAGGAGGAUCACUGCAAGUCUGAGGCCAGCCGGGGCUACAGGGCAAGACCCUGUCUCCAACAAGAGAGACUGAGACUGAGACUGCCUGGAGGCCCCACUGCCUCUCAGUCAUGCACUGGCAAGGCCCAAAACCUAGAGGGAGCUCUCUGAACAGAGGCAAGGGUGGCCUGCGGCUUUGAACUGGAUGGGCCUGAGGUCCACUGACCCCUUUGCUUGAGCACCUGUUUCUGUUUCUCUCUGUGCUGAGCCCCAAGUCCUGAGCUCCCUUAACCAUCCUAUGCCACCCCGUGCCCACCUCUUGCCCUCUGACAGUGAUGCUAGUGCAUGGGCCUAGGACCAUGAUCCCCUCUUUCCAGGUCCAAUCCGUGCCAGCCUCUCCUGCCCAGGCUGCAUCUCAUGCCACCCCAGACAGCUUCUCAGAAUUCGUCACAGCCAAGUGCCUCACUGGGAGGAGCACUGGGCCAGGAGCAGAAGAUGGGAUCCUGGUCUCCUUUGUUCCUAUAUGGGUCCUUGGCCAGCUUCAGUUCCAUGCGCCGCCCACCAAAAGGGCCUGGCAGGUGCCUGGCUCCUGCCCAUCCAUUGGCCAGCCCAGGCACCUGGCCAGUGGGGCUCCAGGACUGGUCAUUCAUGUCCAAGUCCCUGUGUGGCUGUCCCUCUCUGAACCCAGCUCAGAUGCCCAGUCUCAGGGAGCCAGGCGAGUGAGGUAGGGACAGAUGGCUUCUCGCUGAGGGCUGGGGGAAUCCGAGCUGUCAGCGGCCACCCCUACCCUGCUCCAUACCUUCUCCACUGCAGCCAGUCCAGGCUUUGAAGGUGGAAGAAUGAAACCCCAGGCCUAGACACACAAACUCCUAGUGCCUCCUGUCCCAGCUCAACCCCUGGCUUGCACAUGGUCCCAGACUCAAUGGGCUUCAUUUGCUCUUCUGAGAAAUGAAGUCUGGAUGUACAUUUCUGACCCUGGCUUGUGGCCUCCAGAGAAGGUUGAGAAGAAACCUUUGAGCCUGCCCACAUACAAAUCCCCAUUUCACAUAUGAGGAAACUGAGGCCCAGCAGGGGAAAGGACUUGGCACCACUGUCUCAGCAAAUAGCAGGAUGUUUUGGGAAAGAAGCAAGAGAGACCAGGAGAGGUAGACAAGGGGCAGGUGCAGUGCCCCCUUACGGACCCCAGGGAGUGAGAUCGGCCCUCCUUCCCCUGCUCUGGCUGACGUGUCCCUUGCUAAGGACUCUUCCUGUUGAUACUGCAUUUCAUCUUCGUAACAGCGAGGGAGGGGUGUAUGUGAUCAUCUGUGUUUGGUUAAAAAGAAAAGCUUUUAGCCAAGUGUAGCGGUGCACGCCUGUAAUCUCAGUGCUCUGAGAGCUGAAGCAGGAGCAUUGCAAGUUCAAGCCCAGCCAGGGAAACAUAGUGAGAGCCUGUCUCAAAAAAUAAAAAUAAAAAAGGGUCAGGGAUAUAGCUCACGAAAGUCCUGGGUUCAACUCCCAAUUCUGAAAAAAGUUAUUUUUAAUUUUAAAAAAGUCGUGUUUUACAGACAAGCUGGAAGGUUCCGGCUGCUAAUGCAGAUGGAAUCUGUAGCGUGCUAACCCACAUCCAGCAGACCCAGGGGGACAUGUGGGGUAUUGUUGUCCUUUAAUGAUAAUUGUUUUACACAUAAAUAUUUGCAGGAAAAAUGGGAGGAGAGGACAUGAAAAGAAUCCCAAUGUGUCAUGUCCAGCUACCGCCCCCCCCCCGGAAUGUCAUCCUUGUGUUCUGUGAAUGCGCACUAAUAAAAAUCAGAAACUAAA